This is a messenger RNA of Amoebophrya sp. A25, 2828 nucleotides long. The record is from the annotation of a GenBank genome assembly. NCBI's taxonomy places the organism in Eukaryota, Dinophyceae, Syndiniales, Amoebophryaceae.
GCGAAAUGGAUUCAACCCUUCUUUUCGGACGCAAAUGCCUAUCCUUGCGGUCCUUUAGUACACGCAUCAAUGAUAUUUUUUGGUAGAAGUUUGGUUGACUCUCUUCAGAAAAAAAAAUAUUGUUUGUUUCACCUGCGGCAGCGGCUACAUGACUGAUAUAAUUGUGAGUCGCUUACUUGAUUCUAAAUCUAAACUGGAACGAUGCCGCACAUUGCUGUUCGUGUGUGAAAUUUGCAAGAACUAGUCGUAAGUACUUGUUAUAUUUUACGCAUCUUCGUGUUCGUUAUUGGUACAUCCAGUGAAGAACUGAAAAAUGAAUGAAGUGAAAGCUAAAGCUGCUCGUGCCCAGGAGCUGCGGCGGCGACUUAUGUCCAACAACACUGGUGGUGGGCACGACAGCGCAGGCUCUUCCUCGCACAUAGGGACCGGUGGAGGUGCCAGUGGCUCUUCAGCCUCAUCGACAGCGGCAACCGGUCAAUCAUCUUCAUUCCGUUUUACGCGAAUUGACAACUUUUCAGGAAUUUUUGGUUUCCUGCACCCAGACCAUCCCUGCAAGGUGACGUACGUGCAGAGCAACGGCCAGAGACUAGAUUUUCCCUGUGCCUCAGCCGCGCUUUUCCACGUGCAGUACGGACCGGCUUUUUCUGCAAACCUGUCCCCCGACUGGCAGGAACGGUACGAAGACGAAUAUCCACAUUCGGCUAAGCAAUUGCGCACGGCUGUCGACGCCUUAGAAUCACUCGAAAGCUGGAGCGCGCAGAGGUUAAUGGCGUGCGAAAAGAUAUUACGCGAUAAGUUUCACCGCAGCAAGGAAAUGAGCACAUCGUUAAGGGAGACUGGAGAGCGGCCUCUAGUUUGGGAGAACGACUGCUACGACAUCUUCUGGGGCACAGUGCAGGGCAAAGGGCAAAACCAGCUAGGCCGCCUGCUGCAGAUUGUUCGCGCGACUUUUAGAAAAGAGGGAGGAGGUGCAGAACUCAGCGAGCAGGAUGAGUGGCUCUACAAGUGCGCAGGACUCUCAGACGACAAGAUGGAGCGAACCCAGGUAGUGCUAGACGAGGUGAAAGAGGGCAUAAGCGUUGCUCAACACCACCUCGCGCUGGAUAGGGCGUUGCAUUUUGUGGGUCGACAGCAGGAUAUUUGCCAACUCGUGCCGCAACAUCCGAGUACUUACAUACAGCUUCCACGGAUUUUAUCAUAUUCAUCGACUUUCUCGGACUUUGUUGAAGAUUUCUUUUCUGUGCUGAAGCAAAGAUGAGAAUAAAUCUUAAUAUUAAAGAUGAUCAGUGACAUUCGCUAGAAGUCAACAACACUGUUGCUCAAUAGAGCGCAUAUUAACACUACAAUUAGUACAGGCACAUCACGUCGGCACGCGGCGUUUGCGUAUUGCAGUGGGGGUCUCUUUGGUGUCACUGACCUUGGUUCGAAAGCGGGGACCAAGGUGAACGCGCGUAAACUUGAUCAUGGCGAGCUGUGUGUCCUGAACGAAGGGGAUCGAGUAACUAUCGGCGAGUCCACAAGAUAUUAUCGUGUCCGCUUCGACCGGAGAUCAACGCAAAAACAGUUACAAGCGGAGCGCACGGCGCUGCUCUCGGAUUUGAGCGUUGACGUCGCAACGGGGUUCGCUGACAUCGAGAAGCAAGGUCACGUCCAGCUCUUUGUUGGUGGAUUGUCGUUCGACGUCACGAGAAGCAGACUGCUACAGCUCUUCCGAGAAGAGGUAAAGAAUUCCCUCGUCGUGGAGGUUCGCUUGCCACAGGAGCAUGGCCCCGACGGGGGCAAGAAGGGAGGGGAUGAUCUCAGUACAGCCGAUGCUGGCGCAAGCUUUGACGACCCAAAAGCACAGCGGGGUUUCGGUUUCGUGACCGUCGGCAGCCUAGACGAGGCGAAAAAAGCGUGCUUGGCGCUCGACGGCUACGUAUUGGAGGGUCGCUCUAUUGGAGUGCGCAUAGCAGAAGGGGGUGGCAAAGGCAAGGGAAAAGACAGCAAGAGCAGUAAGGGCGGGAAGCACAAAGAUAGUCAGCACGACAAGCACACCGUAGGCGUAGGCAGAGACAAAAACGGUUCUUUCGGAAAAGAAGAUAUGAAAGGUGCUCCAUAUUCGGCGCUGGACGACCGGAGGCAUACUAGUAGUGAUCAUUAUAGUAAUUAUCCUUCUUCCAGUGGCCAACCCCAGCAGAACAGUCAUUAUGGCCAACAAGGUUAUUAUGAUUCUUCAGUCAGCAACAUGGCACCGCCUCGUCCGAGAGCAGAAACGCAAAAUGCCGCGGUGGCACGACGUUUUGUGGAGCACGCAGUUUCUGGAAACAAUGCCGCUGCUGCAGCUGCAGCGCAACAACGCCAGGAUGCGCCCCUCUCUCGUGGAGAAAACAGCGCUAAAGAACAGGUGGAAGCAAAAUCAACAGCAGCAGCAGCAGUUGAAGCAGCGAAGCGUUCAUCAAGUGCCGAUGUGGCCUACUCAUCAGAGUCAGAAGAAGAAAGUGAACGUAGCAGGUCGCGGAAACGUCGGAAAAAAGAAGAGAAAAAGCUCAAAAAGAAACUCAAGAAAGAGGCGAGAAAAUUGAAGAAAAAACUCAAGAAGGAGAUCAAAAGCAAAAAGAGGGAAAGGAGCAGUAGUGAUGACGAUCAUCGUGAUGAUGCAUCCUCAAAUGGUUCCGACUCUGAAAGCGACUAGUCCAUCCCCAAAGCACAAGAUUGACUAUUCGUAGUUCCCUCACAUUCUCUGACCCAUGUUGCUCCGACUAUUACUUCUGUUUUGUGUGUAAAAAAACUCGCGCUCCACGUUGGUUUUUUAAGCAACCAAAAUUGAUACCGCGUUUAGGAACGAU